Orbicella faveolata is the source of this 4582-nucleotide messenger RNA. RefSeq lists its product as uncharacterized. The record is from RefSeq and is a predicted model, not a curated record. Gene Ontology annotation, molecular function: protein binding. Lineage: Eukaryota; Metazoa; Cnidaria; Anthozoa; Scleractinia; Merulinidae.
UCAAUUUUUUUUAUAGCAAAGGGAAGAUUCUUUACCGAAAACUGCCAAAGAUGUAGAACAUGGACGUCAUCUAACAAUUGCCAAAGAAGUGGACAACAAAGCGAAAGAAGGAGAGGCCUAUUGUAACCUUGGCAUUGUUUAUAAAAGUCUGGGAGAUUUCAAAACAGCCAUCGAUUACCAUGAACGUCACCUGAGAAUUGCCAAAGAAGUGGGAGACAAGGCUGGAGAAGGAAGGGCCUAUGGUAAUCUUGGCAACGCUUACGGUGGUCUGGGAGAUUUUCAAACAGCCAUUGCUUACCAUGAAUGUCAACUGAAAAUUGCCAAAGAACUGGAAGACAAGGCUGGUGAAGUGGCGGGCUAUUGUAAUCUGGGUAACGUUUAUUAUAGUCUGGGGGAUGUCAGAAAAGCCACUGACUACCAGGAUCGUUCUCUGACAAUUGCAAAAGAAGUGGGAGAUAAAAUAGGAGAAGGAAGGGCCUAUGGUAAUCUUGGCGUUGCUUAUCGAAGUCUGGGGGAUUGUAAAGCAGCUAUUGACUACCAGGAACGAUCUCUAAAAAUUGCCAAAGAGUUGGGAAACAAAGCUAGCGAAGGAAGCUCCUAUGGUAAUCUUGGCGAAGCUUAUGAUAGCCUGGGGGAUUUCAAAACAGCUAUCGACUACCAUGAACGUCAUCUUAAAAUUGCCACAGAAGUGCAAGACAAAGUGGGAGAAGGGAAGGCCUAUGGUAAUCUUGGUAUUGCCUAUGAAAGUCUGGGGGAUUUUAAAACAGCAGUUGAUUAUUACAAGCGCCAUCUAAAAAUUGCAAAGGAAGUGGGAGACAAAUCUGGAGAAGGGAAAUCUUACGGUAAUCUUGGCAAUGCUUAUGGUGGUCUUGGCGAUUUCAAAACAGCCAUUGCUUACCAUGAAUGUCAACUAAAAAUGGCCAAAGAAGUGGGAGACAAGGCUGGUGAAGGAAUGGGCUAUUGUAAUCUGGGCAACGCUUACGGUGGUCUGGGGGAUUUCAGAAAAACCACUGAAUACCAGGAACGUGCUCUAAAAUUUGCCAAAGAAGUUGGAGAUAAAAGAGGAGAAGGAAGGGCCUAUGGUAAUCUUGGCGUUGCUUAUCAACGUCUGGGGGAUUGUAAAGCAGCUAUUGACUACCAGGAACGAUCUCUAAAGAUUGCCAAAGAGUUGGGAAACAAAGCCGGAGAAGGAAGCUCCUAUGGUAAUCUUGGCGACGUUUAUGAUAGCCUGGGGGAUUUCAAAACGGCAAUUGACUACCAUGAACGUCAUCUAAGGAUUGCGCUAGAAGUGCAAGACAAAGUGGGAGAAGGAAAGGCCUAUGGUAGCCUUGGCAACGCUUAUAAAAGUCUCGGGCAUUUCAAAACAGCCAUUGAUUAUCAGACACGUUAUCUUAAAAUUGCAAAGGAAGUGGGAGACAAAUCUGGAGAAGGAAAUGCUUAUGGUAAUCUUGGCAAUGCUUAUGGUGGUCUUGGGGAUUUCAAAAGAGCCCUUGAUUAUCAUGAACGUCAACUAAAAGUUGCCAUAGAAGUGGGCGACAACGCGGGAGAAGGAGGGGGCUAUUGCAAUCUUGGCAACGUUUAUUAUAGUUUGGGGGAUAUCAAAACAGCCAUUGCCUAUUAUGAACGUGCCCUUAAAAUUUCCAAAGAAGUGGGAGAUAAAGAAAGAGAAGGAGGGGCCUAUGGUAAUAUCGGCGUCGCUUAUCGAGUUCUGGGGGAUUGCAAAACAGCGAUUGAAUACCAAGAACACGCUCUAAAAAUUUCCAAGGAAGUGGGAAACAAAGCUGGAGAAGGAAGCGCCUAUGGUAAUCUUGGUGACGCUUAUCACAAUCUGGGAGAUUUUAAAACAGCUAUUGACUACCAUGAACGUCAUCUUAAAAUUGCCACAGAAGUACAAGACAAAGUGGGAGAAGGAAAGGCCUAUUGUAAUCUUGGUGUCGCCUAUAAAAGUCUAGGUGAUUUCAAAACAGCAGUUGAUUACUUUGAACGUCAUCUUAAAAUUACAAAGGAAGUGGGAGACAAAUCUGGAGAAGGAAAUGCUUAUGGUAAUCUGGGCAAUGCUUACGAUGGUCUUAGAGAUUUCAAAACAGCCAUUGCUUAUCAUGAACGUCAACUAAGAAUUGCCACAGAAGUGGGAGACAAAGCAGGAGAAGGAGGGGGUUAUUGUAAUCUUAGCAACGCUUUAUAUUCCUUGGGGGAUUUGGUACGAGCCACUGGCUACCAGGAACGUGCUCUAAAAAUUUUCAAAGAGGUGGGAGAUAAAAGACGAGAAGGAAGAGCCUAUGGUAAUCUUGGCGUUGCUUCUCGAAAUCUGGGGGAUUACAAAAGAGCCAUUGAAUACCAAGAGCGUGCUCUUACAAUUGCCAAAGAAUUGGGAGACAAGGCCGAGGUUGCCAAUUCGUUUUAUGGUCUUGGUAGGAGCUUUGAAUUGCAAGGGUCCCUACCUAAGGCUCUUGAUUGUUUUCAUUCCAGUGUGAGAAUGUUCAAUAUAGUUAGGCAUGAUCUUAAAGGUAAAGAUGAGUGGAAAAUCAGCUACCGCAAUAUGCAUGAAGCUGCGUUCACCAGUCUGUGGCAUCUGUUAUUGAGACAAGGCAAGGUAGUCGAGGCUCUAUUUGCUGCUGAGCAAGGACGUGCACAAGCACUUAAUGAUCUUUUGGAUUUAAACUAUGGGCUCGAAACAUCCUACUAUCAGUUACACACCAGGGAAGAAAGUACCUUCGACUCAUUCAGUUUCCUUCCUUCAAUUGCCGUUUUUAUGGCAACUGAUGAAAAAGACAUUGUUUUCUGGGUUGUUCAAGAUGGAAAGGACGUACAAUUAAGGAAAAAGGCACUCAGUGUUAACAGUUCAUUGAAUUUGAACGACGUCCUGAGGUCUUUAAUUGUUGCUGCUUCCCAGGAAAUUGAUGUGAGAGCUGGUGUGAAAUGCGAGGAUCGUUCGCUGGAUGCGCUGGGAGACGAGCAGGUGAUAAAUGAAAGGUCACCGCACACAUCAGCUAAGCAUGUUCCCCUCCAGAUGAGUGUUUUAAGAACACUUUAUGACAUCAUCAUUGAUCCUAUUGCAGACUUGAUCCAUGGUAACGAACUUAUCUUGGUUCCUGAAGGUCCAUUGUGCCUGGCUCCUUAUGCUGCAUUGUUGGACUCUAAUUCCACGUAUUUAUGUGAUGUUUGUAGGAUCCGAGUUAUUCCGUCGCUCACCAGUUUGAAACUGAUCACAGAUUCUCCGGCUGGUUAUCACAGCGAGACGGGGGUGCUUCUAGUGGGUGAUCCGUGGGUACAAGAGGUUGUCAUUCCAGGGAAAAUAUUGGAACAGCUGCCAUGCGCCAGAAAAGAAGUACAGAUGAUUGGGAGAAUGUUUAACACCAAACCACUCAUUGGAAGAGAGGCAACAAAGGAUGAAGUAUUAAGACGACUUCCCACGGUUGCUCUAAUACACAUUGCGGCGCAUGGUCGAAUGGAAACAGGAGAAAUUGCCCUGGCACCUAAUACUACACGAACUUCCAAGACUCCUGGGAAUGAAGACUUCCUUUUAACUAUGAAAGACGUAACAAGUGCUCAAAUUCGCGCAAGGCUGGUAGUAUUAAGUUGCUGUCAUAGUGGUCGCGGAGAGAUUAAGGCUGAGGGGGUUGUUGGCAUUGCACGAGCGUUUCUUGGUGCCGGUGCUCGUUCUGUCCUGGUGUCCCUGUGGGCGAUUGAUGACGAUGCCACUCUGUAGUUCAUGAAUAUUUUCUACUCACACUUGGUAAAAGGGAUCAGUGCCAGUGAAUCAUUGAACAAAGCCAUGAAACAUAUGAGAGAAUCUGACCAGUUUAAUGAAGUGAAGCACUGGGCUCCGUUUGUGUUGAUUGGAGAUGACGUCACAAUAGAAUUUGGCGGAAGCGAAUAAAUGCCUUUGACUGUACGGAACGUGGAAACUGUACAUAGCGAGGAAGCGGAACGUGGAAACUGUACAUAGCGAGGAAGUGACCAAAGUGCAGAGUCUUAAUCAAGACGUGUAUCUACUAACUUGAUAUGAAGCUGUUUUCUUCACAAGAAGAAGUCUAAACAAACUUAUGAAAGACACUGUUAACAUACAUAAUUAAGUGCAAAUUGUAACUAAGGAGAAAAGCAAUGGUAUGAACCUUUCCCAGACUAAGUUUUGUAGAUGUUCAGUGCUAUUAUCGAUGCAAAUGAGGUCGACCCAGCGACUUUUUGUCAAGAUACAUAUUGAUGUUAACGUAAAUACACAACUCGCUUUAAGCUACACAGUAAAUAGGUCAAAGACAGAACUAUUCUAAUGUUUGGGCCAAGCAAGAUGUUUUGAGUUUUUGGACUUAUAGUGAUUAGGUGCUUUUUGAUGUACGCUUUAUUUGAGAUAUUCACCAGCAGCUUACAGAUAAUUAAUGAGUUUGACCGCAGAAGAAUAAUGUAAAUAGUAACAUUUCAGUAUUUUUCAACAUAAUCAACAGGGUCGUGUUUCUUAGGCGUGAUACAAUCCGUUUGGAGAAGUUGUUUUCACGUGUCUCUUUUACGUUUAAACAUGUCAUAUAAAUAGUGUGUAAAAGAUCCUCCGAAUAUUUGUUUUUUCAUUAAAACGGAAGAAAAUUCA